UACCGUCAUCUAUACUGCGGCCACCGUUCUCCAGAUCGAACGUGUCCACUGGCACCACUGCCGCGUCGCUGUCUCCGCGGUGUUCCCACACUCUGACCACAGCGCAUAUUAAACGGCGUCGCCGAUCAUUUUUAUCAUUUUUUUUUUGUCAUCUCGUCGUUUCAAUACGAUAAUAUUUCCAAUAUUAUUUCCGGUCGCGUCCGGACGUUUUCGACAUCCGCACCGACGGAACGCCGCGGAACUUGGUCCGAUCGACGAGCGCGCGCGAUCGACGAAAGCGCGGCCGGAGACGUAGCCGGCCGCCGCCGCCGUCGCACAGACUACGCUCUCGUCCGCCGUCGACGCGACCGCCGUUAUAUUUAUUAUUUUUUUCCCGUCGUCGUCGCCGCCGCCGCCGCCGACGUUGUUGUUGUUGUUUUUCGCGCGCGCGAGCUUAGCAGCCGACACCGGCACAGCCACGGUAGUCGUUCCCCGCGCAGGGCGCACCGCGUUCGGCGUUUUCAAAACACCGUUGGUUUCCCGCGCUAUUAUCCCGACACCACGCGAUUCCGCCGCCGCGCCGGCUCCGAUCCGCCACGAAAACCCGAACUUUUUAAAUAAUAUAAUUUUUUUUUUUUUCCCCGACAAUUCCUCCGGUCCGUCCCGCCAGCUUCCGGAAAAACCUCUGCCCCGGCCCCGCAGCCAAAACCGCGGUUUUCCCGCGCCAUGAGACGGUGCGCGGCCCCGUCGUGCCCGCAGGACAACCGGCAGUGGUAAUAGUGAACAAUAUAAUAUUAUCGUAAAACGAUAAAAUAUAUUGGGCCGCAGUAAGAGCAUAUUACAAUAGCGAACACCACCAGAGCAGUACCGGAGACACGGGCGUGCGAGCGGUGGCACUUUGACCGGUUGAAAAGGAUCUGCAAACGGCCCCAAAACGGAACACAUACGCAAAGUCAUGGGUUGCGUUCAGUCGCUAUUCAACUCUUCCAAAUCGAGGAGUCCGUCACCGGAAAAGGGAUUCGAACUGCCCACGUUCGAGACCAUGCCCGUGACGCGACAACCGAAAAAAUCGUACAACACGGGAAUAUCGGUGGCCGACGACAGCGUGCACAGCGACGUGGAAGAAGACGACGUGGACAACGACGAAGACGACGACGAUGACGACAUCGGCUUCAGGUGCGAUGACUUCGACAGAUACGCGAUGGAGGUGGACGGCGAUCUGCACUCGCUGCACUUCGUGGAGGCGACGGCCUGCACCACGCUGGCCGCCAACUCGGGAACGGUGGCCAUACUGGGCACGACGGCCAAGUGCAAAUCGGCGGACGCGUCGCCGGCCAACAGGCAGCGGCCGCCGCUCGUCGGGUCCAUGUCGCAGCCCAUGAUGCUGGAGUCGCGCUUCGUGAAGGCGACAGCGGUGAGGAAGUUGGCCGCCGAAACCGGGACGAUAGCCGUGCUGAGCUCCACGACCGAGCCGGAACCGCAGUACGUGUGGGUGCCGGAAGAAGAGGCCCACUUCAGCGGGCGCAUGGCCGCCUGCAGGGCGGGUCCGUCGGGCGUGCAGUCCAUGGACGCCGGUCCGUCGUCGUCCACCCAGUGGCCGCUGCAGUGGCCGGUGGCCGGUGACUCGAAGAAGAGCGAAAAUCUCGACCGCAUACCCGUGGGCGUGAUCGAAGUGUUGGACUGCGAACCGGCGGACCAGUGCCGUCCGACGCCGCCGAAAGCUCGGCGGUUCCCGCGGGCGAAGCGGGCCACCCGCGACAAGCACAUCCCGUUGCCGGUCAUACACGCGAUGGAAAUGAAACCCAACGCGCUCGGCCACGACGAUCGGUUCAAGACCGUUACGGUGCAGCCGCCGUCGUCCGACAGACACGGAUAUCGUCCGCGCAUGGCCGCCGGAAGCGCGACGUUCGACUCGUCGUCCCGGAAACCGUUCGUCCGGCAGUCCAACGAGACUAGAGAGCACAAGUUCACCGAAGACGACUACGCGGCCGUUACGGACUGGAUGGCCAACAUGCCGGUGUUCGCCAAAUGUCCGCCCGCCAAGUCGAAAAGUCUCCCUUCCCGGGAUCCAAUACCUUCGAGUACAUCAAGAUCAGAAGGGACCGAUGAUAGACAGCACGGUGUUCUUCGAGGGUCAUCAUUGCCGAAUGAUAACAGCAGUGCAGAAUAUUCGUCGAAACCUGCCAAACGGAACGACAGCAAAAGGGCUAUAAUGAUACCGGUCGCAAUCGAAUCUACGAUGGUAAUACCAGAAGACAAAUCUGAUCCAUUCAGAAAAUCAGACACGGAAGACAAACCAGAUGAAACCCCCCAAAUUGAUGUAGUAGUUAAAUCAGAAAAAAACGAUGAAUCAGACACGAGUGACAAACAGAAUGUGAACAAUACACCUGACGAGAACAAAGAGUCUGAGGAUGACGUUCAAUCAGACGUGAAAGACAAAAAAGAUUUAGAAAACAUACCAGAAAUAGAUCAAAAAAAUGAACACCGCGUCGAAGAGGUGAAUGAUGGAGAUGUCGACGCGAUUAAUGCCAACGAUUCGAAAGAUCAGGUGCCGGAAUUGGACACUGAGUACCGUUUGACGAUGAUACAUAGCGUGCGUGAGGCUGUGAACAAGAUAUGCGAACAGGCCGUGGAGAGGACUGCAGCCAUAGUCAAAAACAGAGGUAUAAACAAGCGUAAUAGCAACUCCUCCUUGAUAGGAUCGCUCAAAGAUCGUGAUGCUGACAAUUCGGAAACAGCCGAUAACGCAAGUAGUGAAUUCUCAUUACCACCACCACCACCACUGCCGUCUCAACAACAUCUGUUAGACACGGGUUCAACGGGUCAAGAAUGGCCGCCACCUCCGACGCUUUCUGAAGCGGAAGAAGAGCGGACUAUAGCACCUGGCGGAUAUUCUUUUGAUUUACCGGAUCCACCAACAGAAAUGGAUCAGAUGGAUUCAGAGACAGACAAACUAGAUAUUUCUGACGAGGAAAUGAGAGCUACUGGCUUGCCCUCAGAUGACGAAGACAAUACGUCAGAAGCUGACAACGGAGCGACAGGAAACGAUACGAACGAAAUUUACAUCGUCGACGCCGUCAUGAAAUCGACGGCUAACGGCGGUGCGUCCGACGGAUCUGCAGUAGAUUCGUCGGCAAUCAAUGUUGAUGCGGUAGCCCACGCUGAUGAUCGUGCGGCUACCACCAUUCAGGCGGUAUAUCGUGGAUUCCGUGCCCGGAAGUAUGUGGAGGCUGUGAACGCAGCAGCGGUUAAGAUCCAAGCUGGUUUCCGGGGCUACCGGGUCCGGCAGUCAUUGAAGAACGCGGCCCCGUCCGCGGCCAUAGCUACCACCGACGACAGUCAGUGUUGGUCGGACGACGACCAAAAGUCGGUCGUGUCCGUCAUUUACGCGCCGCUCAAAGAGUACGGAAGCGAGCCGCGCGGCAGUGACGACGACGACGACGGCGGCGGCGGCGGCGGUGGCGACGGGCCGACUUCCGGUGUCGGCAGCGGUGACGACAGCGUCGACGGUGUCGCCGCUGUCGGCGGGGGUGAUGGUGAUGGCGGCGACGACGGUGCCGUCGACGGGGUUGGCGUUGGUGAUGGCCGUAGCGUUGUCGUCGGCAGUAUCGACGGCGGCCGUGUUGUCGGCGCAGGUGGUGUUGGCGGCACAGUUGGUGUUUACGUGGACGACGACGACGACGACGAUCAGCUGCAGACCGGCGACGACGAGGUUUUCGAGCGCGACGACAAAGACAACGGCGGCGGCGGCGGUAGUAGCGGUGGCAGCGGCGGCGUCGACGUCGGACUUCCGGUCAGGAUUCCGACCACCAUCACUCUGACAGCGCCGCCGGCGGACCAGAACGAGGUGUCCGCACCGGACGACGCGGCCGAAGCGGAAGCGCUGGUCCAAGCAGCCGUCAAGAUACAGGCCAGGGUUCGCGGUUUCGCGACCAGGAAACGCUUAAACGAGGAAAAGAAUGACGGCGCUGACGAGCAACAACAUUAAACGUGUCUCAAUAUAAUAAAAAACAAACAUGUCAUAACGUUAUACUAUAUAUAUAUAUAUGCAUCACACUCCUCGAUUUCAAAGACUAUAAACAGUUUUUGCUUCUUUUUAUCUCUCUCUCUCUCUUUCCGUGUCUCUCUCUCUAUAAUAUUAUAAUAAUAUAAUCCUUCAUCUGUCUAUAACGUGUCUACUUAUAUGUAUCCGUUGGACGCGCUGUCACUGUUGAUAAUAAUCCGACGUCAGUCUCGUAACGAUAAUAACAUAAUAUAAUAUUAUUAUAAUAAUUGAUUAAUAAUUUUCGCGCAAACGGGCGACAGACAACAAGAAUUAUUAAGCGUACGAAUUAUUCCAGUAUUUACUCUGUAUACGGUAAUUUCACGAUUGCUCGUACAAAAUAAAAUAUUGUGUACGAACCCCCCUCCACUCCACAUAAAAAAGAAAUAGUGCUUUUCAAAAAAAUAAACGCGUGCGUAGAUUUUAGAAUUUCGGAAAAUAUUCCGAUCUUUGUUUUUCGCUGUUUUUAGACGCGCGCGAACCCGAAUAAUAUCAUUAUUACAACGCGGCGGCAUUUUGAUUUCGUGUUUCCUUCAACACUGACACACGUCCUACCGCAAGCCACGCGUACCCAAAUCAAUUACAUGUACAAUACAUUGACUAUAACAUCCCGACAACUCACAUGAUAUUAAUAAUAAUAUGUUCAAUCAUAUUAUAUUUCUAGUUAACAACAAUAUGGUCUAUUGGUCCGAAAAUCGGCUAACACCCACUACGAUAUUAUUAUGCAGUCUGUCGCCCGAGAUUCGUUUUUUAAAAAUAUUUGCAUGUUUCAAUGUAUUCUAUUCAUUAAGUUUAUAAUAUUUAAUCGUUGCUCAUGCAACGAACUAAUUCAUUAAGUAGUGAACCUCAAUAUUCUGUUGUCUCGUUACUCUUUAUAUUUUGUCAAUGAUUCAAUGACACAAAUUAAGGUUAUAAACAAAUUUUGGACAACUCAGCGAAGAUAUUAUGAUUUGUAUGUCUAUCCGUUAUCCAUAUAUUUUAUAUAUGGCAAUUGUAUGUGGUUUAAAAAAUAUAGAACAUUAUACAUACCUAAAUUAAGUAAAUUAUAAUUCGAUGCUUUGUUAAAUGUUUUUAGAAUAAUUAAUCUGGCUAACUCAUCUAUUGUUUCCUUUAAGUUUAUAUUCAUAUUUAAACAUUAGUACCUAUCUGUUUAAUAUUAUACUAUCAAGUAUUCAUCUUAAAUUAUUGUUUUUAAGCAUUAUCUAAAUGUUAGAAAAAUAUAUUCUAUAGAUGUUAUUAGAUAAUAAAUUAUGUUCACUGUAAUGAUAAUAUACAUGAUAACAAAAAUGUAUUUUGGAUGUCGUUUUUAAGCGAAUAUUAGUUAGUUAGCUUAAAAUACGAACAUUAUAGAAAAUUAGUUAAAUUUUAACUUUUUAAUUUUAAUCCAACUCGGCAGACAUAGCUCUAUAAAUAUACUUAUAGCAACCUAAUUAAAUAUCAGUUGCUAAAUAAUUUUCAGUUUCUUGAGUGUUUAAAAUGUGUUAAGUUAAUCUAUAAUAAUAAAUCAACUAAAUGUAACGUGUAAAAAAAAAUUUAAGACAAAACAAUAUUAUUAGGAAUGAAAAAAAAAAGAAUUUAAAAAUUAAAUGUAAUAAUUUUCUGCAAAUGUUUAAUUACAUUAUGAUAUACUUUAUAAAUAUACAAUAUCAUUGUCAUACACAUCGUUCAUAAUAUGAUAACUAUUUUUCAAAUUUUAUUUGAAUACUUCAAUCAUAAGCCAUAAAAAAAAAUUUAAUUAUAUCACUGUAGAUAUAAUUUAAGAUUUAAGACUUCGAUUUAAUCAAUAAUAAAAAACUCAAACUUUUAUUUUACAUCAAUUCAUCAAAAACAAAAUAAACCAUUUUUCAAUAAAUGUUUAUUUUUUCUAUGAAUCCAUGACAUAUAAGUAUUAUAUUUUAGACUCAUUUUUUUAAUUCUAAUUGUUGAUGUUGCUUUUUUAUAACUAUUACAAUUUAUAAAAUCAAAAUAAUUAAAAAAUCCCAUCGACAAAUACUCAAUAACUAAUUGUCAGUAUAAUAAUUAUCUGUUAAUUUGUUUUAAAAUGUGUUCACUGUUCACUAUAAAUAUAGCAAAUGGAAAGGGGGAAUACUAACAAUUAUUUUUCUUUAAUAUAAUAUUAUUUAAUUAAUUUUUUUUUCGUACUUUUUAUUCAUCUGUAUUUUUAAAUAAAAAUAACUUAUUUCCUAUUUGAAAAAAAAAUCAGCUAAAAGAUUUUAAAAUCAUUUCAAUACAUUUUAAACGAACUGUACAACCACGUUGAAAAUACUUUUUUAAAUACUCUUGAUUAUAAUAUUUUUACAGUUCUAUAAUAAGACCAUGUUUUGGGGUGUUUGCAAAAAUGAACAAAGUAUUAUAAUUAACAUAAUUUUUAGAGCUAUGUCUUAUAUUUCAAUAUAUUAUAUGUUAUCUAAGUGUAUUGUUCAUUAUCAAAAUGGUAUAUUAAACUAGUAAAAUUAUAAUAGUAUGCAUAUUAAUCAUUUAAUCAAAAAUUUAAGAUAUAAACACAAUUGUAUUUAUUUUUAUUUGUUUUGUUAUCAAUGUAUUACUGAAUAUUUAAUGUUUUUGUCAUAAAUCGCAUACGAUUAUAACUAUUUUCGUUUAAAAUAUGUUUGCGGAAUAUCCCGGAUUAAUGUACUCAAAAGGGGCGAAACAAGUUUAAUUUCAACUGGCCAUAUUAACAUUGCGACAGAAUAAAGAUAGUGUGAGUAGAGUGUAAUGGGGCAAAAUAAAGAGUUAGAUUUUUUUUGUUUGUUUAAAGAAUACAAAUAUUUUCGAGGAAAAACGAAUGCCAUACAUUAAGUCUUUUAUAUAUCCCCUAGUAAUGCAUCGCAGUCGGACACAUUACCUGUGUCUCUAGGGAGCAAAAUGUUUGUAUCACUAACAGAGAGAAUAAGCUCGUAUGAGGCUAAAAGGCCACUGAAAGAAUGACCGUGAUUGAAACCCAGUAAAAUGGAAGUCUUGUAGCUCAAAUUACUCUGAUUGCGAAACAUGUUAAAGAAAAACUACUUUUCACUCGAAACUAUGGGUUGAUGAAAAUUAUUUCACAAGUAACAAAAUUCGAUUUAAGUAAAUAUAAUAUUAUUAUUACUUUUUUUCUGAAGUUUCAUACAAAUACAAGCCAAAAAUUAAUCUUUAAUCAAUUCAUUAGUUGACAUUUUAAAGUUUAAUUAACGUUUCAAUUUCAUGAUAAAAAUUCCGGGACCAAUCAGAUAAAGAUUAUUAUUCGACAUAAAUAGAAAAUUAUUAUUAAAAUGGGAUACGUAAUCAUUAAAAAUGAUUUCAUUUUAUUGUUUCAGUUUUUCGUAUACUUAAGAUGUCUUGUAACAAUAUCAGAAAGAAUAAUAAUACUUAUUCAACUUGUUGUGUGUGUUUAAUGUUUAUAAUAAAUUAUUUAAUAAAUUAAAAAAGCGUAUAAAAUUA
Molecule: messenger RNA, 7441 nt
Organism: Rhopalosiphum padi (bird cherry-oat aphid)
Lineage: Eukaryota; Metazoa; Arthropoda; Insecta; Hemiptera; Aphididae
Exons: 5
Coding region: 935-3967 (1010 amino acids)
Molecular function (GO): calmodulin binding
Source: RefSeq, a predicted model, not a curated record